AAACGAUUAUCUCCAUCUCUGUGCCCACCUCUUAGCCCCGCUGUGAUCCCUCACAGACCUUCAACCUGCCCCGCGAGUCUCUAUAACAACAUGCCCACCUCGGCCCUCCUUCCCUCCCACCUCGCUACGACAGACACUUCCGCUGGCCUAUCGCACCGUGGCCGACCCCUGUGCCCUGCCCACCCCAGCGGUCCCUCUCCAGCCCCGCCAGAGCCAAUCCGCGACGGGGUGUAAAGUAGGGCAAGCCGCUUCCUGGUUCAAGGAGGAGCUGCCUGGAGUUGGAAUGGGCCAGCGGAGUCAGAGAGGGGGGAGAACAGCCCAGCGAGCCGGCGGUCUGCAAAGAGAGAGCCGAGGCAGGGGGAUAUAAACGCCGGCAGAGACAAGAAGAAGCGGAUAUUACAGAGAACUCCCGGGCAAUACGUGGUUCGUCAGAGGGACUGGUGUGAGAUUUUGGACAGUGCCGAGAGAGCGGUGACCCCCGGGGAGCGACGAGGGGGGGGGGAGAGGCUGGUGGGAGUGAAUCCAGGAAGUACAGAAGCCGGUCAGGUGGGACGCGACGAGAUAACAUAGGUGACACCGGCGCACAGCUUUGUAUCCCUGGAAAUCUUUUGGCUCUGCUGGAGAAGAACAGAAGCAGGAAGAAGUGGAAAAUAGAGAGGGAGGAAGAGAGCAGGGACCCGUCCUCCUCUGAGUUUAUGGACUGGAGGUAAGAGGUGGCAAUGUCUCCAGGAGAGGACGGUCUGAUCGGGAUCCCCUUCCCAGAGCACAGCAGCGAGAUCCUGUUCCGCCUCAACGCCCAGCGCAGGGCGGGGCUACUCUGUGACCUCACCCUGACCUCGCGGGGUGCCCGCUACCCUACCCACCGCUCUGUCAUGGCUGCCGUCAGCCUCUACUUCCGCGGGCUGUUUGGGGCGGAAGAGGGGGCCGAGGCAGGGGGUGAGGCGGGGGGAGGAGGAGGAGGAGGGUUCAGUGUGUGCCAGCUGGACUGUGUCGCGCCCGAUGCCCUGGGUGCCCUGCUGGAGUUUGCCUACACGGCCACCCUGACCAUCCGCAGCUCUGGCAUGAGAGACGUGUUGAGAGGAGCUCAGUUACUGGGGAUCCAGUGUGUGGUUGAUGCCUGUAGAGACAUACUGGGGGAGACGGCGGGGGAGGUAGAGUGGGAGACGGGGGAGGAGAGGGUACAGGCGGAGAGGGAGAGAAGGGUGGAGAGGGGGAUGAAGAAAGGCUCCCGGAGGAAGAUAGACAGACGGAGAGUCACCAAGGUGGAGUCAUCGCACCACCAGCCACUACCUCAUCGCCCCAACAUUAACACACACCAGCACCCCUCCACUCCUCCUACACACCCCUCACCUGUUCAAGACGGGGCCCACUCUCAUCCCUCCACCCGACCCCCCAGCCCUGAGCAGGAUGAACACCCCCCCACCACGGGACAGAACGGGGAGCGGAAGCAGGGCAGGGAUGCAGGGAGAGGGAGUACAGCAGUCAAUGGAGGGGUGCACUGGCCUCAGGAGUGCCUCCUCGCCCCCCACCCCCCUCUUCCCCUCUCAGAUGACAGGCUGUCAGAAGACGAGGAGGAGAUGCAGGGAGUGGGGAACGGUGGGGUGCCCAGCUUUACUUCAGCCCCCCUGGUAGAGCAAGAGGUGGCCACAGGGGCAGGAGGAGGGGGUAGGAAGAGGAAGUCUCAGACCCCCCAGCAGUGUCCUGUCUGUCAGAAGAUCAUCCACGGAGCUGGGAAGCUGCCCAGACACAUGAGAACACACACCGGGGAGAAACCAUUCGAGUGCUCUACCUGCGGGGUCCGCUUUACCAGGAAUGACAAGUUGAAGAUCCACAUGCGUAAACACACAGGGGAGCGUCCGUACCCUUGCCCCCACUGCCCCGCCCGCUUCCUGCAUUCCUACGACCUGAAGAACCACCUGUCUCUCCAUAGUGGGGCACGCCCCUUCGAGUGCCCGCUCUGCCACAAGGCCUUCGCCCGCGAGGACCACCUCCAGCGCCACCGCAAGGGCCUCAGCUGCCUGGAGGUCCGUACCCGGGCACGGCCGAGGCGCGGGCCUGGGGCUGACCACGGGGAAGAGGGCAGAAGGGUUAGAGGAGGAGGAAGAGGGUAUUCUCCAGACCAACUUGAGAAUCUGGCCCUGCAGCCCCACGCCUCAGCAUUCCACCCCCGUGCUGGGAUGGUUGGCCUGGGGGAUGGGGCUGGAGGUCAAAUGUUGUUCCAGAAGGAGGCUGACGGGGAGCAAGCUAUAGCCCUCCUAGGGCCUCACAGGUUACCCUACCCUGGUCUGCUGUGGAGAGGCCUGGAGCUGGGGGUGAGAGGGGUGGAGGGGGAGGAGGCAGGCGGGGGCCACUCUCCUGCACUUCAGCAUGCAAGAUGGGAGGAGGAGGCAGAGGAGGAUGAGGAAGACGAGUGAGAAGCGAGGAAGAGUAGAGCGUGUGUGCAUGUGUUUGUGCGUGUGUGUGUGUGUAUGUGUGUGUGUGUCACCUACAGUAUGGAUGGGGAUCUUACUCAGGUGACUGGACCUGCUCCUUCUUACAAAGCGCUUAGAGAAAGACUAAACGAUAGAGAAAGACUAAACGAUAGAGAAAGACUAAACAAUAGAGAAAGACUAAACGAUACAAAAAGAAUAAUGGAAAACGGGUUUUCUGAUUUGUUAUUGUUGUUUCAUGGCUCUCUGUUUUUAUUUCAGUUGUCUUUUAUUUCUAUUUCCAUUAUUUCUAUUUUAUUUCAUGCUGUGGUUAUUCUUAUUAGCUGUACAUAAAAAGAGGCUUUAUUGAGGGAAUGUUUUGCACAUAGAUGUGCUGAUGGGGAUAUGAGGUUCUUUUCUCUCACUAUGCAAACUGAAGUCAGGAGCUGAGAAAUGAUGAAGAGAAAAGAAAUCAUGUAUUUUUGAGCAGAGUGCUGUUAGAGUAAUAUAACAAUCAAAUGUUAUUGAAGUUCAAACAAUGUAUGUACAACAUCCAUCUGGCACUACUAAACCCUAUCACUCUUCAUGUCACUAUACUAGCACUCUCAGCGGGGUAGUAAGAAACCAGAAUCAUCCGGUUUUCAGUGGAAAAGAAGAGAAGACACAAAGCCUGAAAACCGGUAGCUUCCGGUUCCUUCCGACCUGCUCAGGUGUUUGUUUUACGCCUGCUAAGUUAGGUAAGUAUAGUAGUAGGUGUGGAAUCUGCUGUUUCACUUUGGGUGUACCCUACUACCCUCUAGUGGUUAUUGGUGGAGCUAGUCGCCAAGGGCAACAAGUCACCAGGUUUCCUAUUGAAGAUAGCCAUUAUCUAACAGUAACAGUCAUAUUUUAAGGCUUAUUAUUUUGCUGUCUGUUGUAAGUAGAUUUUCAUGCCCUUUUAUGAGGCACCGAUGAUACCAAAGAUUUCAGUUUAUUUCUUCCUAAUCAAUCAGUUUGAUCAAGCACAGGAGCACCAGAGCUAUAGAUUGAGAUCCCAAUGGGCACGCACUGGUUGAAUCAUUGUUGGUUCCACGUCAUUUCAAUGAAAUGACAUUAAACCAACGUGGAAUAGACAUUGAAUUGAUGUCUGUGCCCAGUGGGAUGGCUCUAAGGGUAUCCUGGGAUUUUAGAGCCAAGGUUUGGUUAAAAGACCUGUCUUCAUUUGCCCGGUUCUCCGCUGCAGACUGCUAGAAGGGUUGGAGACUGCUUCCAUUGGUUAGAUUCUGUGUGGGGCUCUACUGCCCUACCAAGCAAAAUGGCAGUGACUGCUCAUAGAGUGGAACUGAGAAAAAUGUAUUUCAUUUACCUUGGUUUCACAGUAACUUUAUGCAGUUACUGCUAACAUGACUCCCAUUUUGUCCAGAAUAGAAUAGAAAAGAGGCAGGAUACUUGUCCUCAUGAUUAAGCAUGUAUUUAUUUAAUGUAGCAAAAAUUACAUGAACCAAUUUUCGACCAAAUGAGCAGUUACUGCCUUUUUGCUUGGUAGGGCAGUCUAGUGCUCUGUGAAAAAUGCCUGACCAAAACUAGACUACAUCUGCAGGGUCAUUGGUUGACUGUUAAUGAGAGGUGUGUUUGUUGCUUUAGCGUUUACUUUUUGACAUCGACAGGGGACAAUUCCUUUCCAAAGUUUCCUUCUUUAGAAUGUCUUCUGAUCAUGCACUCCUCUUUUUUUUUUAUUGCAAAAAGAGCGAGAGAAAAGGAGAGACCAAGAGGGAAGGAGGGAGAGACCUUGAUCUCUUCAUUGCUCUGUAUUUAUUUAUUUAUUGUUAUUUAUUGUGGCUUUCCAGUUGAAACUGUGUGACCUGACCCAGGGUAUCCACAGUGACCUGACCCAGGGUAUCCACAGUGACCUGACCCACCUGACCCAGGGUAUCCACAGUGACCUGACCCAGGGUAUCCACAGUGAUCUGACCCUGGGUUUGACACAGUGACCUGCAACACCACUAGGCUCGGUCCCCUUCUGGCACAGUUGAAGUGCUCUGUACCUGCUUCCUUUAGAGUCUUAAGAGAAACUGCAUUGUGCUUAACGUGACGGCUAAGAAAGACCCACCCGGUGCCAUGUUGGGUGAAAGGUCCUCUGUUGGCUAUUCUUGCUCCUUUUGCAUUUGUUUUGCACAACACAUCACACCCUGAAAAGGUACUGCAAUAAUACUGGCACAUUCCAUCCUCCGGGGGAGAAGGAAGGGAUCAGAAAAGAGACAGACCGAGCCUUUCUCUCUCUCUUUAGAGCACAAGACAACUGUCGCACCACCCGUAGCCAUUUCACACUUUCAGUUAAAGAGAUAAGCAUCAACUGCACUUAGGGAGAGAACUGUGUUGUUGAUUCAACAUGUACUGUAUGUUAUUGUGUUAUCUGUCAAAGCUGUGUGUAUAAGUCACAGAUAGGCCCUUAGGGGGCCUGACUCUAGGAGACCAGCGACCAUCUUGGGUGGCCCAUUGCAGGUGUAAGGCUACUUUGCUUACAGAUAAUCAACCAUUUCUUCAAAGUCUGUCACUCUUUAGGUGAUAGUGAGUUAUGUUCUUUAUUUACAACUAUUUACGAGGGCUGUAACUCUAGCCUGAAGCUUAUGUAGCUCUAGCAGACUGGACCUGUGUGUGCUAUCCAUUCCACGCUAUGUAGAAGAACUUUCCUUGUUUCUGAUUUAUUUGCACUAAAAUAUUGAGAGCUUUUAAGUUUUUUUUGUUUCACCUCCUUAUCCAUUCCAUGACGUCACUCAGUAUCGUUUAUGAUUGUAAGAGAAGAUAUCUGUAUAUUGUUCCUUCAAUUCUUGAUAAUAACAUUGGUCUAUAUUCUUUCUACUGCGUAGUGUAAUAAUCAUGAUAAGAGAUUGCUAUGUAAAGGGGUGAAGCUGCCUUGGACUUUUGGUUUUGUGCUGCAACUAUUCUCAGGAAAUCUUGAGCAAUGCACUAAGUAAUUAUGCAAAAUUGUGGGGGAGAUAUGCUGUGUAUAUAUGUAGCCUAUGUAUGUUCAUACAUGUGUCUGAAGAGGUACACCUUUCACUCAAUAGUACGGUUCCAAUAUAACACCUUGUACCACAUGACUAUGAGGAAGUCAGAUAAAAGCAAAUUGAGGAAUAGUAGAUAUCCAUUUGUAUGGUACAACAUGUACAAUGUAGUGUACAUCAAUUGAAACCAGCCAGUCACACAUUGUGCUGAAAGUUUUUUUUGUGCUGAGGGGUGUUGCUACCAGCAUUUAGAGAGCUUGGUGAGUGAAUGAGAGGGAAACAUUAUGCCAGCUGUGAAGCGUGGUGUUUCUAUGGAACUUUAUGUAGUUUUAUUUGGCUUUGGUGAAGGGAUCUGGGGUCUGUUUUGAAUAGAGACACCGCUAUCAGGGAUACAUUUUUGUCUUUCCGUUUUUGGUGGACCUUCUGUCAGAGAUAUAAAUUCAUUUUCCCAUCAUUUGUUUCAGAUCAUGUAAAGAAAACAGAUAAAUAAACAAAGAUAUCUA
Molecule: messenger RNA, 5895 nt
Organism: Oncorhynchus mykiss (rainbow trout)
Lineage: Eukaryota; Metazoa; Chordata; Actinopteri; Salmoniformes; Salmonidae
Product: zinc finger and BTB domain-containing protein 7B
Biological process (GO): positive regulation of gene expression; regulation of transcription by RNA polymerase II
Molecular function (GO): RNA polymerase II cis-regulatory region sequence-specific DNA binding; DNA-binding transcription factor activity, RNA polymerase II-specific; protein binding
Source: RefSeq, a predicted model, not a curated record